Danio rerio (zebrafish) is the source of this 9491-nucleotide messenger RNA. Lineage: Eukaryota; Metazoa; Chordata; Actinopteri; Cypriniformes; Danionidae. The record is from RefSeq and is a predicted model, not a curated record.
UGCAGCAGAAUCCCUCUCAAUGAAGCCUCUCUCAGGUCUGUCUGACUAACUAGUGCUGCAUUGGAGGAAAGAGACAGAGAGAGAGCGGGACACACACACACACACACACACGCACACACAACACAUACUGCAGGACUGCAUGAGCCGAGCACCAGCAUCCAUCAGCGGAUCUACAGAGCCUCCCCUGCCCGGCACGGCGCUCUCCGGCUGCGAACGGCACCAUGGCACAAGCCGCCAAACAUCUGCGCAAAAACAAGGAUUUAGAGGCUCUCGCCGAGCAGGAGAGGAAGGAGAAGGAGGAGGAGAAGUCCAAGAAGAGGAGCCGAUCGCGGGAGAAAAAGCGCAAGGCCCACGUCGUUCAUCGCUGGCUAAUCGAUCAGGACAAUAGUGUGAGCUCUGAGCUGCCGGAUGGCCAGGGAGUGUGGCACUAUGAUGAAACAGCUGACGCUGCCACCAGUUUCCUCCGCGCAGCUCGCUCAGGUAAUCUGGAAAAGGCUCUAGACCACAUCAAGAACGGCAUCGACAUCAACACAGCCAAUCAGAAUGGACUCAACGGGCUGCAUUUGGCCUCCAAGGAAGGCCAUGUUAAAAUGGUGCUGGAGCUGCUUCACCAUGGUAUUGUACUUGAGACGACAACGAAGAAAGGGAACACUGCUCUUCAUAUAGCGGCGUUGGCUGGCCAGGAGCAGGUGGUCACUGAACUGGUCAACUAUGGAGCAAACGUCAACGCUCAGUCUCAGAAGGGCUUCACGCCGCUCUACAUGGCAGCACAAGAGAAUCAUCUGGAGGUUGUGAAGUUUCUGCUGGAUAACGGAGCCAAUCAGACCAUUCCAACUGAGGAUGGCUUUACCCCUCUUGCUGUGGCUCUUCAGCAGGGCCAUGAGAAUGUGGUGGCCCUGCUCAUCAACCACGGUACUAAGGGCAAGGUCCGCCUUCCCGCACUGCACAUCGCUGCCCGAAACGACGACACCCGCACUGCCGCUGUGCUCUUACAGAACGACCCCAAUCCUGACGUCCUGAGCAAGACAGGCUUCACGCCGCUCCACAUCGCAGCACAUUAUGAAAACCUGAAUGUUGCUCAGCUUCUUCUGAACCGAGGAGCUGAUGUGAACUUCACACCUAAGAACGGGAUCACACCGCUGCACAUCGCAUCCAGGAGAGGGAACGUCAUCAUGGUCAGACUUCUGCUGGACCGAGGAGCAAAGAUCGAUGCCAAGACAAAAGAUGAGUUGACUCCUCUUCACUGUGCUGCCAGAAAUGGCCAUGUGAGAAUCAUCGAGAUCCUUCUGGACCAAGGAGCCCCAAUACAGGCCAAGACCAAAAAUGGCCUGUCGCCGAUCCACAUGGCAGCCCAGGGCGAUCACUUGGACUGUAUCCGACAGCUCUUACAGUACAACGCAGAGAUCGAUGACAUCACUCUGGACCACCUGACACCUCUGCAUGUGGCGGCUCACUGCGGGCAUCACCGCGUGGCCAAGGUGCUCCUGGAUAAAGGAGCCAAACCAAACACCCGCGCUCUGAAUGGAUUCACGCCGCUCCACAUUGCCUGUAAGAAGAACCACAUGCGUGUAAUGGACCUGCUAUUAAAGCAUUCUGCAUCCCUGGAAGCUGUAACCGAGUCAGGCUUGACCCCGCUGCAUGUGUCCUCCUUCAUGGGUCAUCUGAAUAUAGUCAAGAUACUGAUGCAAAAAGGAGCUUCGCCGAACGCCUCAAAUGUGAAAGUGGAAACCCCUCUGCAUAUGGCAUCUCGAGCUGGACACUGUGAAGUUGCUGAAUUCCUAUUGCAAAAUGCAGCUCCAGUUGAUGCCAAAGCCAAGGAUGACCAGACGCCGCUACACUGUGCCUCCCGCAUGGGCCACAACGAGAUGGUGAAGUUGCUUCUGGAGCACAAGGCCAACUCAAACUCCACCACCACAGCAGGACACACACCGCUGCACAUCGCGGCCCGCGAGGGACACACACAAACUGCCAGCAUCCUCCUGGACAUGAACGCCCAGCUCACCAAAAUGACCAAGAAAGGCUUCACUCCUCUUCAUGUUGCAGCCAAAUACGGAAAGGUGGACGUGGCAGUUCUGCUUCUGGAGAGGGGAGCAAAUCCAAACGCUGCUGGAAAAGUUGGACUCACGCCGCUGCAUGUGGCCGUCCAUCAUAACAAUCUAGAUGUGGUCAAUCUUUUACUCAGCAAAGGAGGAUCACCACACAGCGCCGCUCGGAAUGGCUAUACUCCGCUCCACAUUGCUUCCAAACAGAACCAGGCGGAGGUGGCGAGCAGUUUACUGCAGCACGGGGCGUCUGCCAAUGCUGAGUCUCUGCAAGGGGUCACACCUCUACACCUCGCCUCUCAAGAGGGUCAACCUGACAUGGUGUUACUGCUCAUCUCCAAGCAGGCCAAUGUAAACCUUGGCAAUAAGAGCGGUCUGACUCCUCUUCAUCUUGUGGCUCAGGAAGGGCAUGUUGGGAUUGCUGAUAUACUAGUGAAACAUGGAGCAUCUGUUUAUGCUGCCACACGGAUGGGUUACACUCCGCUUCACGUGGCUUGUCAUUAUGGGAAUAUCAAGAUGGUGAAGUUUCUCUUACAGCAGCAGGCCAACGUAAACUGCAAGACCAGGAUGAGCUACACGCCGCUACAUCAGGCUGCUCAGCAGGGUCAUACGGACAUCGUGACGCUUCUGCUGAAACACGGAGCACAACCGAAUGAAGUUACAUCUAACGGCACCUCUGCUCUUGCCAUCGCCAAGCGGCUUGGAUACAUUUCAGUCAUCGAUGUGCUCAAACUGGUCACUGAAGAGACGGUCACUAUGACCACCACUGAAAAACAUCGCAUGAGUUUCCCUGAAACCGUUGAUGAGAUCCUGGAUGUGUCUGAAGAUGAAGGAAUUGCACAGCUAACAUUAGGCGAGGAGCUGCUGGGAAACGAGGGCGCCAGGUAUUUGAUGAAGAUGGAGGACAUAAAGGACCAUGAUGAGGAUUUCCUUUCCCCCAAGAAAGUUCUAGAGUACGAGGGAGAGUUGGAGAAUCAUUCUCCUGCUAUCCCGAGGAUCCCGUGUGUGUCUCCUGAGACUGUCAUGCUGAAAGAGCAUGAGAUGGAGCAGCAGCACACUCCACUUCCAUUGCCCAAAGAGUACGACGAGGAUUCUCUGAUUCCCAGCAGUCCUGCAACUGAGACUUCAGACAAUGUCAGUCCGGUUGCCAGUCCCAUCCACACCGGUUUUCUGGUGAGCUUCAUGGUGGAUGCUCGCGGCGGCUCGAUGCGCGGCAGCAGACACAACGGCCUCCGCGUCAUCAUUCCUCCUCGAACCUGCGCCGCUCCCACACGCAUCACCUGCCGCCUGGUGAAGCCCCAGAAGCUGCCCACACCGCCGCCAUUAGUGGAGGGAGAGGGUCUCGCCAGCCGCAUCAUCUCCCUUGGACCCGCCAGCAUGCAGUUUUUAGGGCCUGUGAUUGUGGAGAUUCCUCAUUUUGCGGCUCUCGGUCGGGGAGAUCGGGAACUCGUGGUCUUGAGGAGUGAGAACGGAUCGGUCUGGAAGGAACAUCGUAACCGAUAUGGAGAUGAAGUGCUAGAGACCAUCCUCAACGGCAUGGAUGAAGAUCUGGAGAGUCAGGAGGAGCUCGGGAAGAAACGCAUCAGACGGAUCAUCUCCACCGACUUCCCGCUCUACUUUGCGGUGGUGUCUCGCAUCCAGCAGGAGAACGAUCUGAUUGGCCCAGAAGGAGGUUUUCUGUCCAGUAAACUGGUGCCGAUGGUCCAGGCCACCUUUCCAGAGACAGCCGUCACCAAACGCGUGCGUCUGGGACUGCAGGCCCAGCCGGUGCCUGAUGAGCUGGUGGCCAAGCUUUUGGGGAACCAGGCCACGUUCAGUCCUGUGGUGACGGUGGAGCCUCGGCGCCGGAAGUUUCACCGUCCCAUCGGCCUAAGAAUCCCACUGCCACCCUCAUGGAGAGAGAGCCCGCGGGACGCCGGAGAGGGAGACACCACCAGCCUGCGCCUGCUCUGCAGCGUCAUCGGUGGAACAGCUCCUGCCCAGUGGGAAGAUAUAACUGGCACCACCAAACUGGCGUAUUCCAAUGACUGUGCCAGUUUCACCACCAACGUCUCUGCCCGAUUCUGGCUGGCGGACUGUCCUCGGACUGCGGAGGCCGUGUCCUUUGCCAACCUCCUGUACCGCGAGCUGUCGGCCGUGCCGUACAUGGCCAAGUUUGUAGUGUUUGCGAAGAUGAAUGAAGCUCGCGAGGGUCGACUCCGCUGCUACUGCAUGACGGAUGACAAGAUGGACAAAACCCUGGAGCAGCACGAGAACUUCUCGGAAGUGGCUCGCAGCAGAGACAUCGAGGUGAUGGAGGGAAUGCCGCUGUAUUUGGAGUGUUCAGGAAACUUGGUUCCUAUAAGAAAAGCAGCCCAGCAGCCUCGCUGUUUCAGCUUCCAGGCCUUUAAAGACAACAGACUGCCUGUGUCCGUCAAGGUGAGGGACAGCAGUAAAGACCCCUCUGGGUUUUUGUCUUUCUUGCGCAAGUCAACCAAAUAUGAAGACAGCCAACACGUGCUGUGCAACCUCAACGUGACCAUGCCGCCGUGCAUUAAGAUUAUGGGCAGCGAUGAGCGGAGGAGGACUCUGACUCCUCUGGCUCUCAGAGAAAGAUACAGCGCUCUGAAUGAACCGGCAAUGGCAUCACUGAGCGCCAUGGAAAGGACGGAGUUAAAGAUGGCUUUAAUAGCUGAACAGCUAGGCCUGAGCUGGGCUGAGUUGGGACGGGAACUGCAGUUUAAUGUAGAUGAAAUAAAUAAGAUCCGUGUGGAGAAUCCCAACUCCCUUUUAGAGCAGAGCUCAACGCUGCUCAACCUGUGGGCCGCCCGAGAGGGGAAGAGAGCCAAAAUGGACAGCCUGUACGUGGCCCUCAAGAGCAUCGACCGAGUGGACAUUGUGAACAUGAUGGAGGGCCAGGGAGGACCACCGGCGGGUCAGCAGGGGGGCUGGGAGCAGGACGCUUCUAGGUCUAGGCAUCACGACCGAGACCAUCUCUCACCUGGAAUCACAAAUGGUUACGGGCUGGUGGUGCAGGAGGAACUAGUGUCACCGGCCUCCAUGCAGUACAGUCUGCCCUCGCCACUGGGCAAUGAGCCCUACUGGCAGGAGGUUUCCAGCAUGGAGUGCGCGCCCAUCGCCACCACUGAAGAAGACACGCUCAUGGAGAUGUCCGAGGUACAGGUUUGGCCCUCAGGAAAUAGUCCGUCCAUUGUGGCUGUAGAGGACUCCUCAUUGGAGUGCAGCAAUGCGGACGACUCCGAGGCGCUGCAGAACCGGAGCCUGGGUCACUCCAGGAGCGGGACGCCCGGUGGGAACGGACUCACUCCGGGAGGUUUAAGUGGCUCCAUCGAGCUCCUGGAGGAUCAGUCCAUCGGUGCGGAUUCAGACUACAGUGCCGCCGGGAUGCUGCGUCUGAGCGAAGGGGUCAACAUCAGUGCUCUGGACAGAGGUCAGAGGUCGGAGAGUUCAGAAGGGGCUGUAGGUCACCAAGUCACCAACAACAUUAAAGACGGUUCCAAUGGAGGUUUGGGAGAAGGAGGAGGUGACGGCACACAGUUAGAAGAUAGCAUAUCUCUCAUUUCAGGGCAACAGCGUGUGUAUGCUCGAAUGAGCGAGUCGCCUGGGCUGAGAAGACGGGCAGAUCCUGGCGAAGACAGGUUAAGCGCAGGGUCGUUCCUGUCUUAUCUGCAGGAUCAGGGCUCUCCUGGUUGGCAUUCGGCUGCAGAAGCGACUCAGAACAGAUUGGCGUCUUUGCAAUGCUCCCUUCCUAGGCAGGCAAUAGAGUCUAUGAUGUCAUCGGUGCGAGCUACGGUGGACUCUGACUCCAAGCAGUCUUGUUUGGGCCAGGAGGCUCUGAUUGAGCCAGUGCGGGACAUGGGGCACUCUGAGAUCAUCCAUGGCCAUUAUCAGGGGACUCAGCCGUUUGAGAAAGGACUCGGCUUCCCGCACAGAACAACCAACAUGCGCACUUGGGAGGACAUGCGUCUGAGCGGACAGGGUGAUGAGGCUGAGGAUCUUCCAGGAGAGCAAGUGAGCGAGGAGCAAUUCACAGACGAGCAUGGCAACAUCGUCACCAAAAAGAUUGUGAGGAAAGUGGUCCGGAGAGGAAAAGGGGAGGAAGGGGGUCAGGAGCUGAUCAUUGAAGGUCUGCAGCAGGAUAUCAGUGAGCCUGACUUUGAUGGAGAACAGUUCAUGAGCUAUGCCGUCCUGGGACGUGACAGCAAGCCGGAUGUUGUGGAUGUGAAGAGAGGAGGUGCUCAGAUAGUCAAAUGUGCGAGUCUGCGGAGAGUAAAGCAGUGAGUCUGAGAGACUCCUCCUGCCUGCAGGACUCGACUCCUUCACCCAAACCAUCCUUCACUGACUCAUGACGGGCGUCAAUUAAAGAAGAACCCAAAAUCGCGGGAGAUAGGCAACGGAGAUCAACCACGAAAAGAGAUUUUAGGAUUUUUUUAAAAACAAACAAAAAAAAAAAGCAAACAAUAAAGGCUAGAGGCAUGAUUUCUUACAAAACCAAACCAAACCAUGAAAAAAGAGCAAGCAUUUGAGAAGUGCUUCCUGUAAUCUCAGUAAUAUCAGCAUGUGAACGUGCUGUCGCAUGGCCUGCCUUUACAUACAGCACCGACCGCAAGCAAUUAUGAGGUGAGGAAAAAUACUGUGGUACCGCAAGGGCUGUACAUGGUUAUUUGGAAAGACUUUUGGCCAGCAGGAGGCGCACGCUUGAAAUCGCCGUUUAGGAGCACGUGGGACACGAAAGCUAGUUUUAAUAAUAAUAAUAAUAAUAAUAAGUCAAUAAUCCAGCAAGAGAUUUUUUUUUUCUGAAUUUAGUCUUCCAAGCGAGUCCAGAACACCCAAAUAUUGACGCUAUAUCCCGCCAGGAGGAGUUUCUGACGCUCUUAAACUGGUGUUAUACAUGAUAUGCACUCAAAUAUGAUGUGAAUGUACUACUCUGUGUGUGUGUGUGUGUGUACGCCUGUUCUUUUUCACAGCCAAAACAACAACAAAAUAUGGAUCAACCUAUGCGAUGAAUAUGCUGCUGUCUCCUGAAGUCUUGUUCAGUCCAAUAGUACGUGUCUUGUGUAUUGUAAAGGUAUAAUACUCGUGUAGCUGUGUGUUGCCUGAGAUAUACGGGCUCAAGGGAUAUAAUUUGUGCAGUUUUUAAUGUGUGUUUUUUGGUGGGAUGCGCUACAUUGGACGUACUUUUAACACUGUGGGGCUCUGUAUGAACACGUUUGCAGAUGAUGCCAUUUAUAUCGCAGACCUCUGUGUCAUAUGAACCCUCUUAAUAACGUGAUAUUAUGCACAGAGGAGAAUUAUAUCAACAUCACGUCAUUAGCAUUUGCUUUAUUCCACUAAUGGGAAGAUAUUUGUGCAUUAUUAUUAUUAUUAUUAUUAUUAUUAUUAUUAUUAGGCUACGAGUGAAAAAAGCAAUAACUUUUUCUUUUGAACACUACUGAAAAAGUCUAACCUUUCAAAAAUUGCUAUAUAUUUACUUAAUCUUGUCAUUUAUUUUGUUAGAUACACAUUUAAAAGCAAUUAAUUUUGCAAAGUACACAUCCAUCGGUUAACUACAAUCGAACUAACAAUGAAGACUAACUCUAAAAUAUUUAAUAAUCUUGGUUCAUGGUAAUCCUGCCAUUGCUAACGCAUUAUUAAAAUGAACACAUUGUCUUUUGUAAUAUUAUUUAACAGACAUGAGAUGACUAAAACAGUUAACAAAGAUUAAUAAAUACUCCAAAAUACUGAUAUAUUAUCUAAUUUUAACUAAUAGACUUUUAUUCUAAAGGGUUGCCAGAUGUUUUAGCAAGAGUCCUUCCUAUUAUGGACUUGUGGCAGUCCAAAAAUGAUCAUGCAAAUAUUUUAUUAAAGCCAGUAUGUCCUGUGUUCAUACAUAACUUAGCCCAAAAUAUCUCUAUAUUUAAGAUAUGCAUACAUAUCAGCAGCAGCAAUGUAGCACACACAUACUGUACACACGUAGCCGCUGAAGACAAAAUUAUUAGACUACUACAUUAUUUCCUGUGAAAUUUAAGUUGUUCUUUUUAAAUAUUUCCCAAAUUGUUUUUAUUUUCUACAAAUGUGUGAUCAAUAUGUGUUUAAUAGCUAAUUUCUAAUUGCUAAAUUAUUUUGUCUUUGUCAUGAUGACAGUAGAAAACAUUACUAGUUAUUUUGCAAGAUACUACGUUCAGCUUAAAGUGACAUUUAAAGGCCUAACUAGGUUAAUUAGGUUAAUUAAUAUGGAAACUUGAAAUAUGAUUCCAUUUAAACUAAAAUAACAAACAAAAGACUUCUCUAGAAUAAAAAUAUAAUAGGAAAUAUUGUAAAAAAUGUCCUUGCUCUGUUAAAAAAAUGCUUAAUAAAUAUUUGAAAAAGCAUUAAAAUUUCACAGGAGGAUCUAAUAAUUUAGUCUUAAACUGUAUAGUUGGUUUUUACUCUACAGGUUUACAGUGAAAAUUAGCAUUUACCUGAUGAAAACAGACAUAUCAAAUAGGCUUUCGAUUACUUUAUAGUGAUCAAAAGUCAUUUAUACUUUAAUACCGGGUGUAAUAAAUGAAAUGAAAUAAAUUCACAUGCGAAUAAAGUGCAUUACAGCCAUCUACAAUUUCUGCAGUGCUGGUUCCAGAAGUGUUUUUUAUAUUCAUUUUCCGCAUAUGAUUUAAAAACAUGGUAACACUUUAUAAUGAUGGUCCAUUAGUUCAUGUAUUUACCAACAUUAAGUAUGAUAAUCUUGUAGAGUAUUUAUUAAAUAUAGUUUAACAUUUACCAAUGCAUUAUUAAUAUCCAAAGUUGUGCUUGUUAACAUUAGUUAAUGCACCGUACGUUAUUUAACUUAACUGACUUUAACAAAUUGCAAUUAUGUUCAUUAGUAAAUACAUUCACUAACGUUAACUAAUGGGGCAUUUAUUUAUAGUGUUACCAACAACAUUUUUGUUCAAUCAUUAUAUGAAGCAAAGAUACAACCAGAUACAAGAAUUACAACACUUGAUUUAAAGCAAAAAAAAAAUAUGUAUGAAAAUCAGAGAAAAUAUAUAUUUUUUAAGUUGAUUUGAUUGGUUGGGUUUUGAUUUGUGGCCAAAUAGGCAGUGUGUGGAAGGCCUGAAAAUCUAUUUUUGGCAAGAUUAAAUCAAGGCUGCUCUAUUAUUGGUGGAAUUUUUCUGCUCGGCAUUAUGGGAAAUGUAGUUUUAAUGCAUGAAAUCCGAUUUAAUACAGAGAGUUGACGACUGGAGUUGAAUUACCGUGAGCACAAAAACAACAUUUUGAGCAGAAAAAUUGCAUGAAAAUCAGAGAAGAUAUAUAUAUUUUAAGUUGUUUAGAUUGAUUGGUUGUGAUUUUGUAGCCAAAUAUACAGUUAUUUUAAUUUAUAAAUGUAUUUUGAGAGUGUACAGGAGACUCUACUACAUAAUUUAUAGUGCUUUAUGGGUGUUGCAGGCCUGAAAAUGUAUUUUUGCCCAGAAUUAAAGCACUGCUGCUCUC